Molecule: messenger RNA, 3465 nt
Organism: Trypanosoma grayi
Lineage: Eukaryota; Euglenozoa; Kinetoplastea; Trypanosomatida; Trypanosomatidae
Product: kinesin
Exons: 1
Coding region: 1-3465 (1154 amino acids)
Biological process (GO): microtubule-based movement; mitotic spindle organization
Molecular function (GO): microtubule binding; microtubule motor activity; ATP binding
Source: RefSeq, a predicted model, not a curated record
AUGCCGAACUCUGCGCGUCCGGUGUCUGUGCCUAGGGCUGCCGAUCGCGAGUUCCGGCGCAUGCAAUCCUCGCGCUCCAUCACGACGCCUCGGCGAUCCGGUAUCGAGAUGGCGCAGAACCAGGGCAACGCCAUGAAGGUGUAUGUGCGUGUGCGACCAUUUAGCGAGCGGGAGCUUUCGCUAAGCAUGCCGCAUCACAGCACAGUGCGCAUCGACGUGGAAAACCCGUGCUUGAUUACACUACUGGACCCACAGAAGGAUUUCCGCCCCCGUGAGACAUUCAGUUUUACACGCUGCCUAUGGUCUGUGCUGGAGAGUGACGGCAGCGCCGGCAGCAGCAAAACGGCUGGAGAAAUCCGCGAUUCCAUUGGCACGUUCAUCAACAACGUCAGCUCCGCUCGCGGUGUGCGUCCUCGUACUACGUCAAAUACUGGACCCGCCAACUCCGGUGUCCUAUCUGCUCGCGGGAGGGCUGGAGCAGAGAAUUCUAUGUCAUUUGAGGGUGCUGGAUCCAGUGCGGCAAUUGUCGCGGGCAAUAUUGUUGCUCACCCAAAAUACAGCUCACAGAAGGAUGUCUACGACGAAGUGGGUCUCCCUGUCCUGACGAACACGCUGGAGGGCUAUAACGGCUGUGUCUUCGCCUACGGGCAGACUGGAAGCGGCAAGACAUUCACAAUGCUGGGUUAUGCUCCGAGGAAUGCCGAUUUUCAUUCCCCUGGCAGACGUCAGUCCGUUGCAAACUUUGAUGACGACGAUGAUGAAGAGUGUGAGAACUCCAAACGGUCUCUCACCUCAGUUUCACCUGGCCGCUUCCGCCGCGCAUCGGUGAUGAGCAAUCACAGCAACCGACCAGACACCUUCGGUCGUCAAGGAAGCUCGCAGGUAAUGCCAACAGGUCAAGUGGUCGAUGUUGUUGACACGACCAAGUUGGACCCGAGCGAGCUGCAGGGUAUCAUUCCUCGCAUCAGUGCUGAUCUGUUUAAGGGAUUGCGCGAGAUGCGGGAAAAGGACCCGUCCCACUCAUAUCGUGUGGAAGUGGUCUACUAUGAAAUCUACAACGAGAAGGUAUAUGACCUCAUUCGCCCACAGAGGGAUGCCGACCUGAAGAUACGUCAUCAACCCCUCAGCGGCCCUUACGUGGAGGGGCUCGCCACAAAGAUGGUUGCCAACGAAGAACAGGUCGCCAAGGUGAUCCGUAAAGGUAGCAUUGAGCGCCAUACUGCAGCGACAAAGAUCAAUGACCGAAGCAGCCGCAGUCAUGCUAUAAUUACCUUCAAUAUUCUACAGCUGUACCUUGAUGACAAUGACAACACAUGUAAGAAGCAGAGCAAACUGAACCUUGUAGAUCUUGCGGGUUCAGAGCGGACUGGUGCUGUUGGUGCGGAGGGGAAGCAGUUCCUUGAGGGCACUAAGAUCAAUCUCUCCCUUACAACACUGGGUCGUGUCAUUGACUGCUUGGCCGAUUUAUCGCAGUCCAAGUCGCUUGCUGUACCUGUCCCGUACCGUGACUCCAACCUCACAUGGUUGCUGAUGGAUUCACUGGGCGGUAACAGUAAAACUUCCAUGGUAGCCACUAUUUCGCCCCACUGUGUAAACUUUGAUGAAAUGCGGCAGACCAUCCGUUACGCCUCGCGUGCUAGACAGAUUGUUAACAAGGCAGUCAUCAACGAGGACCCACAGGUGCGCCAAAUUCGUGCCCUGACAGGUGAAGUGGAUCGCCUCAAGAAAAUCAUCCGUGAGGCGGGGCAUAACGAGUUUACUCGUGACUAUGUGCUGGAGCUGCAACGCCGCAACGCCUAUCUUGAGAAACGUUGCCAGGAGCAGGAGAUAACCAUUGCAGAGCUCCGGGCACUGCUUGAAGAGAAUGGCAUAGCCGUCCAUACAGAUGAUCUCGCCUCAGCAUCGGUGAAGCGUGCACGUGGUGCGCAGCAGGAUGUGAGUUCGGGCCGCCGUCGUGGUACAAACGGGGUGGAAAGCAAUGCGUCGGUUCUCAAGACGCGCCUGGCUGACGCAAAGACGGAAGUGGAAGCGUUGCGGCGCCAACUUGCAGAAGAGGAUGGUAAUGGUGUGAUCAAGCGAGCUGGGACCCCCACAAAGACCCCACAGGUGACUGAACUCAACAGUGAAAUUAAGCGACUUAAGAAGGAACUGGAGGCUCUGAAAAAAAAUGAUGCGAAGAAGCAGCGGCAGAUUGAGCGUUUCUCCUUCUUCUAUAUGGAUUGGGCGGCCGAUAUGAUGCGGAAUACAAUGCUACUAAAGGAGGACGAGUUUUCCAGAUGUGUGGCUCAUCUUGCUAUUGCGCAACACAACCAGGUCGGUCUUGGCCUUCGCCACGUCCAGCAGGCCCACCGCGAGGAGAUUGAGAAGAUGCGGAAGCGGCAUGUGGAAGAAAUGGAGGAUCUGCAGAAGAUAUCAACCGCUCGGCUUAAAGAAUCCAUUGAGAAGAGUAAUGAGCUCUAUCAGCAGCUCAUUGACAAGCAUGUAGAGAAGCUGAACUAUGUCGAAGAACGCAUGAAGAAAAAUAAGGAGUUCUACGAGUCUGAGCACAAGCGGAUGGAGGCUGAGAAGGAGAACAGCCGUAAGAGCUACGAGGAGCAGCUGGCAAAGACGCGUUCCAGCUACCAAGAUGAGCUGAAAAGGCUGCGUGAGCAGCUCAACUUUGGCGCCACAGACCGUCAGCGCUCGGGUGAAGCGUUAAAGCGCAUGCAGGAGGAUCACGAGAAGGAGGUUAACCGACGACAAGAUGAGAUGGACCGUUACCGCCGCGACAAGGAGCAGGAAAUCUCGCGGCUGAAGCAGCAAAUCGAGAAGGAAACGCUGCGACGGGAUAGUGAUGUACUCGAGAAGGACCGUCAGCGUCGUCUCUUGGAGAAGGAAGUGGGUGAGAUGCGGCGCGAGAUGCUUAAGCUGCAGACAGAGCAGCACCGCAUGGAGCAGCAGCACCGCACCGAGGUCCAGAACCUCACGCAACAGCAGGAGAAGCUCCUUUCCGUUGGAAACGGGCUGCUCUCCGACUGGGACAACCGCUCCAGCGCAUUGGACUCCUCUUUUGCGCAGCUGCGCGCUCUGUUGCACAGCCAAGACUACAUGGACUUCCGCACCCGCCUCCGCGACGCCACCAUUGAGCGGAAGGACUACACCGCGGAGCUGGAGGCGGUGGAGGAACGCAAGCGGCGUGACACUCAGCGCCUGCGUGAAAUUGUGCAGCAGUUGAAACAGAACCAGGAGGAUAGCAAGGCCAGCCUCCAGCGCUUCGAGGAAGACGUGAUGAAACACCUCGCGUCUGCAAGCAAGACACGCAGUGGCAAUAGUAAGAGCACCAGCAGUAAGAAUACUCUUAGUACAAACGGCCGAGGUGUGGAAUCGUCGAAUGGCUCUUAUUCUGCGCAAAAGCGGACCUCCCCUCCGGGAGCGACAAAGUCCUCCGUGGUGGCACCACCAUCAGCAGGAGGUGCUGCGUCGUAA